This is a messenger RNA of Suillus bovinus, 1293 nucleotides long. Its product is annotated as Pal1 cell morphology protein-domain-containing protein. NCBI's taxonomy places the organism in Eukaryota, Fungi, Basidiomycota, Agaricomycetes, Boletales, Suillaceae. Gene Ontology annotation, cellular component: cytoplasm. The record is from RefSeq and is a predicted model, not a curated record. The transcript has 3 exons. Bases 1 to 1293 code for a protein of 430 amino acids.
AUGGCCCCAUCUCCAGCCAAAUCUCUCCCACAUCGCGAUAAUACAAUCGUAGAAGCUGUUAGGGACACUGUCCAGGUCAGAGGUGUAGAUCAGUCUUCACGCACAAGAAUGGGAAGAAGUCAAACUGCCCAGGGAAACUCCCCAUUACGUCCCACACACGUCGGUCGUCGUUCAUUAUCCCAGGACUCUAUCCUUCACACAGCGAAUGCUCUUGAUAAGGCCAAGGGCAAGGCACGAGGCAAGAAAGGCUCCAUGCAUGCGGACGUCAUAGACAGACUUGAUUUUACUGGCGUCGGUCCCAUGUUCCAUCAUGAUGGUCCAUUUGAUGCUUGUGCUCCGUCUCGUAACCGCCAUCGAACUAAGGCGCCCAUGCUUGCCUGGAGCAGCGCGGGGGCAGAUGUGGCACUAUCCAAUGAAUCCCCUUAUCCCCCACCUGACGCUUACAAUGGUGCCUUCUCCGCUGCCUACCAACCACCAAAGAAGAAAGUCGAUGCCAUUGCAGAAGCAUGGGGUAUCCAUGAGCCAGAACCGUACGAGGAAUUUUUUGCAGGCGGGGGCACUGGUAGACGUGAUGGUGACACACCGUCUAAUUCAAUCUACGCUGGGAGGGAAGGUCACGGAUCACGGAACGGCACGCCGCGACACUCCCUUGGAAAGCGCUCCAAGGACGGGCGUGACCUUCGUGAUAUCUAUAGAGAGUACCCCGAUGACGAUAUGAAACAGAUGCAAGCUCGCGACCGGGAGCGUGGUGGUGAGAGAGAAGGAAGACGCACUAAACGCGGUGGUAUCCCGCCCCCGCAGCCUAUUCUUGUGCCAGAAGCCCAGAGUACCGAUUAUGACAGCGCACCAGGGUCUCCGUCACUGCCAGGAGUCCCAAAACGCACCAAAUCAUUGAUGCAGCGCAUUCGCAAAAUGCGUGACUCCCCAAACGUGCCCAUGGGUUUUGACGAGAGUGUCGAGCCUCCUUCUCCCAAUGUAGAUAUCUACCAACCAUCGCGUCCUACACAUCGGUCACAAAAUUCGUUCCUUGGGCGCUUCUCCAACGGUUACAACGGUCCUGGUCGUCCAAACCCCUCACCUCCUUCAGAUGAAGCAUAUGUGUACGUCGAUGAUGUGCGUAGGGACAAACGACUACCUGCAACCCCUUAUGCUCCAGCGACAACUCGAACGCCAUCUGCCGAAGACAGACGCGGAUACUUUGACGGUGCAUCCAGUUCUCCGCCAUUGGGCGGUCUUGGGCGAAAAACUAGUUUAUUGAAGAAAGUGAAGGAUGUGGUCAGGGGCCCAAAAUGA